AUGCCCUUCUCCCAACGCCUUUCUUCUCUCCCAUCCCAUCGCACACCUCGUCGCCUAGGCUCCCUCUCUGAAACGGCCUCUCCGCCCCUCCUCUCUUCCCUCCCAUCACUUUUCCCGUCGCCUGCGCGCUCUCCUUCCCGUCGCCUGCGCGCCUUCCCUCCCGUCACCUGCGCGCUCUCCUUCCCGUCGCCUGCGCGCCUUCCCUCCCGUCGCCUGCGCGCCUUCCCUCCCGUCGCCUGCGCGCUCUCCCUCCCGUCGCCUGCGCGCCUUCCCUCCCGUCGCAUGCGCGCUCUCCCCCCUGACGCCUUCGCGCUCUCCCCCCCGACGCCUUCGCGCCUUCCCACCCGUCGCCUGCGCGCCUUCCCUCCCGUCGCAUGCGCGCUCUCCCCCCCGACGCCUUCGCGCUCUCCCUCCCGUCACCUUCGCGCUCUCCAUCCCGUCGCCCUUGCAAUUUCCCCUCUCUUCCCGUCGCCCACUUCAUCUCCUAUCGCUCACGUCCUCCCUCCCCGUCGGCAUCGCGCUCACGUUCCUCCUCUCCCCUCCUAUCCCGUCGUGCGCCUCCUCUCCCCUCCCAUCCAGUCGUUCGCCUCCUCUCUCCUAUCUCGUCGUUCGCCUCCUCUCCCAUCCCAUCCCGUCGUUCGCCCCCUCUCUCCCAUCCCGUCGUUCGCCUCCUCUCUCCUAUCCCGUCGUUCGCAUCCUCUCCCAUCCCAUCCCGUCCGUUCGCCUCCUCUCUCCCAUCCCGUCGUUCGCCUCCUCUCUCCUAUCCCGUCGUUCGCAUCCUCUCCCAUCCUAUCCCGUCGUUCGCCUCCUCUCUCCCAUCCCGUCGUUCGCCUCCUCUCUCCUAUCUCGUCGUUCGCCUCCUCUCCCAUCCCAUCCCGUCGUUCGCCUCCUCUCUCCCCUUUCUUCCCAUCGCUUUUCCACUCCUCAAGUCCAAGGAAACGGCGUUUUCCUCUCAUCUCCUGCAUCUGUGUGCGUGCUGGAUUUUGCCUGUAUUGUUGA
Molecule: messenger RNA, 999 nt
Organism: Closterium sp. Yama58-4
Lineage: Eukaryota; Viridiplantae; Streptophyta; Zygnematophyceae; Desmidiales; Closteriaceae
Source: the annotation of a GenBank genome assembly